This is a messenger RNA of Talaromyces amestolkiae, 1689 nucleotides long. RefSeq lists its product as uncharacterized. Bases 1 to 1689 code for a protein of 562 amino acids. The transcript has 4 exons. The record is from RefSeq and is a predicted model, not a curated record. Gene Ontology annotation, biological process: protein phosphorylation. Lineage: Eukaryota; Fungi; Ascomycota; Eurotiomycetes; Eurotiales; Trichocomaceae. Gene Ontology annotation, molecular function: ATP binding; protein kinase activity; protein binding.
AUGGACAUUUACCGGGACAAGGAUCAACUGGUAUCGAAAUUGUAUAAUCAGAUUAAGUCUAAGGAAGCAGAGAAGAUGUUCGACCAGACAGUGCGAAGCCUCGAGCAGAUAUUUGGCAAGGACCAUGAUUUAACACUUCAGACCAAGCAUUGGCUGGCAUACGAACUAUAUAAUCAGAAAAAGUAUAAGGAGGCAGAGAAGAUUUUUGACGAGACAGUGCGAAGCCUCGAGCAGACACUUGGCAAGGACCAUGAAGAUACGCUUAGGAGCAAGCAUUAUCUGGGAUUAACAAUAUGGAAUCAGAAAAAGUAUGAGGAGGCAGAGAAGACGUUCGACCAGACAGUACAUAGCCGCGAGCAGACACUUGGCAAGGACCAUGAAGAUACGCUUAGGAGCAAACAUUGGCUAGCAUGGACACUAUGGGAUCAGAAAAAAUACGAGGAGGCAGAGAAGACUUUCAACCAGGUAGUGCGAGGCCGUGAGCAGACACUUGGCAAGGACCAUGAGAAUACGCUUAGGAGCAAGCAUUGGCUAGCAUGGACACUAUGGGAUCAGAAAAAAUACGAGGAGGCAGAGAAGAUGUUCGAGCAAACACUGCAAGGACGUGAGAAAACCCUUGGCGAUCACCCUGACACGCUGGAGAGUAGACGCCUUCUGCAGAACAUACGGGAAUUUCGGUCUACUGCAGGUUCGCGGACUGUGAUACAUGACACUAUCGAAACCAUGGCGGACCGGUUAGAUUUAGAGAAGGGUUUUGAGGGCCGGCAUCAACAUUUUAAAAAGGGCGAGCCGCUUCCAUUUGAAAGCAAAAGAGAACUAGGUAGCGGAGGGUUUGGUCGAGUUGAUAAGGUUCUGAGCUCAAUCAGCAACAGAGAGUACGCGAGAAAACGUGUCUCGCGGAAGACGGCGCUUGGUGGACGAGGCAUUGAAGCCUUGAAAGGCAUGAUUGUUGAAAUUGAGAUCCUUAAGAAACUAAAGCAUCGUCAUAUUGUGGAAUUCGUGGGGAGUUAUACAGACCCUAGAUAUUUCAGUGUGAUAAUGUCUCCGGUUGUCGAACAGGAUCUCUCUGCAUAUUUGAAGAUAGCUGGCAGUGAACAGCACAAAGAGAUACGAACCUUUUUCGGUUGCCUUGCCACCGGACUUCAAUUCCUCCAUGAUAAUCAGAUCAGGCACAAAGACAUCAAGCCGAGCAAUAUCCUAGUGAAUAGAGGUAAUAUCCUCUUCACCGACUUCGGCUUAGCGCUAGAUUUCACCGAUGCAAGCGGCAGUACUACCGUUGGGACGGUGAAAUACAUGACCAACCGGUAUUGCGCUCCGGAAGUGGCGCUGCAGGAGCCUCGGAACACGUCUUCCGAUAUCUGGUGUUUAGGCGUAGUCUUCCUAGAGAUGAUCGUCAUUCUAAAGGGCAAAACAGUCAAGUGGAUAGAUGACUUUCUCACAACUCAUGGGUCACAGUGGCUCUAUGUCCGCUCGAAUUUCGCUGGACUGGAAGAGCUUCUGGCUGAGCUGGAACAGACAGAAAAUCUCACUGACAAUGAGGUCCUAGUCUGGACGCAGCAAAUGCUGCAGGAAAAACAUACAUCACGUCCGACGGCAGCCAGCUUGGUUACGUCAACUGCUCGGCCUUAUAGUCAUGGAGGGGGUGACAUUGAGAUGGAUGAUGUUCUAGAGCUAGAGAAGGCUUCCUAG